Molecule: messenger RNA, 222 nt
Organism: Entrophospora candida
Lineage: Eukaryota; Fungi; Glomeromycota; Glomeromycetes; Entrophosporales; Entrophosporaceae
Source: the annotation of a GenBank genome assembly
AUGUUUGCCUUAGCUGCUAUCAAGGGUGUUGGUCGUCGUUAUUCUAAUUUGGUUUGUAAAAAAGCUGAUGUUGAUCUAAAUAAAAGAGCUGGUGAGUCAACCAAUGAAGAAUUAGAACGUAUUGUGACCAUUAUUCAAAAUCCUACACAAUACAAAAUUCCUGAUUGGUUUCUCAACAGACAAAAAGAUAUAUUUGAUGGAAAAAAUCACAAUUGUUGCUAA